CUCUAUUGGAUAAGAAAUAUGGCAAAACCAGAGCUGUGUUAUUUGUGUUUAGUUCUUGUUGUAGUAGAGAUUUGUUCACAACCUGCAGCAGCAGGUUCACUAGUGAAGUUUCUUCCAGGAUUUCAAGGACCCCAGCUUCCUUUUGAACUUGAAACUGGGUAUGUUGGAGUGGGUGAUUCAGAAGAUGUGCAAUUAUUCUACUAUUUUAUAAAGUCAGAGUUUGAACCAGAAUCCGACCCUCUUAUGCUUUGGAUCAGUGGAGGCCCUGGUUGCUCCGCUCUAUCCGGCCUUAUCUAUGAGAUUGGACCAAUAACUUUUGAGCCAGUGGAAUACAAUGGAAGUUUGCCUACAAGCAUACUGAACCCUUAUUCAUGGACAAUGGUGGCAAGCAUUAUUUUCAUAGACUUACCAGUGGGCACUGAAUUUUCAUACGCGAGAACUCCAGCAGCUCUACAGUCAUCUGAUUUACAAGCGAGUGAUCAUGCAUAUCAGUUCCUUCGCAAGGUGUCUGAACAUCAAAAGGAAAGAACUUUAUUUACUACCCCACUGUUUUAUGAGUAUUUAGCUGGUUGA
Messenger RNA from Lycium barbarum (goji berry), 573 nucleotides. Its product is annotated as serine carboxypeptidase-like 13. Lineage: Eukaryota; Viridiplantae; Streptophyta; Magnoliopsida; Solanales; Solanaceae. Gene Ontology annotation, biological process: proteolysis; secondary metabolic process. Gene Ontology annotation, molecular function: serine-type carboxypeptidase activity; acyltransferase activity, transferring groups other than amino-acyl groups. The record is from RefSeq and is a predicted model, not a curated record. The coding region runs from base 19 to 573 and encodes 184 amino acids. The transcript is spliced from 5 exons.